This is a messenger RNA of Leptinotarsa decemlineata (Colorado potato beetle), 4433 nucleotides long. RefSeq lists its product as uncharacterized. Lineage: Eukaryota; Metazoa; Arthropoda; Insecta; Coleoptera; Chrysomelidae. The record is from RefSeq and is a predicted model, not a curated record.
GUCAGGACUACGUUUUCACGGGGCAGGCAGGCUCUCCAUUUUAUCCAUUGCAGCGGAAUCAAAAUCAGUACAUCAACCCUUCGGAGAUCGUUCCAUUUCAACAAUCUCCCUUUCGAACCCUGGAUUCACACUCGAGCUACCUACAAUCGCGGGACCUCCAAACCUCGGACCUUCCAAUACACCUGCAGAACACGCUUCCACAGUACAGAACGCCACGACCAUCCCAAAUAUUGAACUUCCAGGAUGGAAACCCUUACAACCAGUUCUCCUUCCAGGAUCAGAAUACGGGCCAAAGAUCCACUCCUUCAGGAUUCAGACAACUCCAAAACCUAAAACCCACUACCAUCAGGCCAAACUACUCACAUCUCUUCGCCAAAACACACAACAGAGAUCCAUCUCAAACAGAAACGUUUUUAGGGCAGAUAACGCUGCAGAACCCCGCUAGAGAAUCAGGACGUUUCGAGAAUUUCAAGUCCACAAGAGGCUUUCCAGAAAAACAAAGAGUAGGGUCACCUGAAGGAUUCAGAGAACCACUGGAAGAUACCAGAGGAAACUCAAUCCAUUUUGGUAGCAAUAACAGACCGGAUUAUUUGAACCACAGAACCAGAAUAGUUGCACCAGCCUCUAGCAAAAGGACGGGCAAGUCUCAAGUGAGAAACUAUUUCGUCAAUACUAACGGAGACGUUUCAAGUCCCACAAAGCAACCUGCGAAACCAAAUCUAGAUUCAAGCUCGAGCUCAUCGCUAGGACAGUCAUUAGCUUUCAACUUUGAUAAAAACAAAAAAAGCUUCAUCCCCAAAAGAGAAAAGGCCGGGGACUUAGAACCACUUUUGGAAGAGCCACUCAAAUACGACUUCGGUACCAACAACGAUGAUGAAGUGGAGGUAAUCAAGUCACCUCAUGAAACUUCAAAUAUUGGGAAAAGCUCAGUUGUCAAUGCUACCGAGCCUACUCAUGACAAUUACGAAUACGUCGAAGUGGAUACCCAAGAACCCUUCGAUAGUACCGAGUACUACUCUGAUGAAAUUUAUGAAUCUCAUGAGAACAAUAAAUCGGAUGGUAGUCUAGAAAACGAUAUUCACAGUAGCGAUUACAACGAUGAAGAAGAUGAUGAAGAACAUCACGAACUGCACGAAAAGCAGGUUGAACAACUCAAAGGAAAUAUAACGAGUAACACAUCUGGAAGUUCUUCCACGACCACCUCAACAAAACCAAUUACAACGAACAAAGCGCAUUUCCAGCCAGCUUCGGAUAAAACGAAAUCAGACAAAGAAGAGGUAGUCACUCCAUUUAGUGUACCUGUUAUACACGACGAGCAUGUAGCAAACUACGAAGACUUAGGUGAAGAACCAGAACUAGUAACUUCAGUGGUAACCAGUAAAACUGUGAUUAACAACACCAUCAUAGCUUCUGCUACUACUAGUCCAGCUGUUACAGAAUCAUUGAAAACGGCCACAGAAUCUUCGGGUAUGAGACAAGUAGAAAAUUCAACAGACACCUGGGUUGUUAUAGCUUCAGUUCAAACUAGCCGGAGUGUUUCCGGAGCACGCUACCUUCCAUCUUCAAUAGUAGAACAAGAUGUUAGAGUGAAGCUCCUCAAUGAACACUCUCAAGAACAUGAUGAUGAUGAAACCACGCAGAACUAUUCGGAAGAAGAAGAUACAACCGAAGAAGAAACUACAACUGUUAGUUCUACAAAACCUAAAACAUCGACGGAAAGUCUAACCGACAAAUUGGAUAGGGCCCAAUCUGAUUUGUCUACCGGUUUGCUAACAGGAGGGUUGGGCAACAAUAUUGCUGUUAUCAAAGAGAGUCCGGAAAAAAUAGAUAUGUCCACUAUGGAAGAUAUAAAACUCACAACUUCUACAACUAAAGCACCCUAUCCACAAGUGAAUAUUCGAAAAUAUUCUCCUAGCAACCGUAGAACAACCACAAGACGACCAAGGCCCCAACCUAAAAACAAGAAACCUUUCAACGUCAAUCAGCCUCAAGGAGACCAACCAAACAAAAAAAUGACUGAAGUAACAUUGACGUCACUUUUACCACCAGGAUAUAAACUGAAUGCAAGUGAUGACAAGAGUUCGAAGUUAUUGGACGAAAUUCUGAAUAGAGUCAAAAAUAAAAAAGUUGAAGAAACGAGUAAUGGAAAAACCACAACUGAGAUCAGCAAAUCAACAUAUGUGAAAGUGGACGAUAUUUCUAAAUUUCUACCACCGGGUUAUAAACCACAAAAUGAGCAAGAAAAAUCAACCGAAAGUAGUUUUCUGAAGAAUACUAAAUCCGACGAUAUAUCCAAGUUUCUGCCACCAGGAUACAAACCAUCAUCUACUGAAGAAAAAACCACUGAGGGAAGCUUAUCAAAGAUCACUAAAGCUGACGAUAUCUCUAAAUUUUUGCCACCUGGUUAUAAAUUACCCAAAUCAGAUGAAAAAACUACAGAAAGUAGUAGUUUUCUCAAGAAUACCAAAUCUGAUGACAUAUCCAAAUUUCUUCCACCCGGUUACAAGCUAUCAAAGACUGAGAAAACUACUGAAAGUAGCAUAUUCAAAAACACUAAAGCCGAUGAUAUAUCUAAAUUCCUACCACCAGGUUACAGAGUGCCCAAAUAUAAGAGUACAACGGAAAGUGGUUUAUCAAAGAACACGAAAGUGGAUGACGUGUCCAAGUUUUUACCUCCAGGAUACAAACUGUCAAGCAGUACGACAUUGAAACCGAUUGAGCAGGAUGUUUUACAAGGUAUCAAAGUUCAACCAGUAGAUUUAUCAGCAUUUUUGCCACCUGGAUUCAAACCUUCCCAGGAGGACAACACAUCGAACGUUGCUGAUAUUUCUGCUUCAGUUUCGUCAACCACAAAAAAACCUGCUGCGUCGAAUGGAGGUAAAGUUGUGUUUCCAUCUCGACCAGGCGGUGGCGUCAGAAAGUCAGCUACAAGAACGACUCCAAAAAGCCACAUUGAAGAAUCUGCUAGGAAUACACCACCUUCCAUUCAUAAAGGAUGGCCUUCGAGAGCGACAACCGAAUUCACUGGCUGGCCUACCCCAUCCACAACUCCCAUUUCGAUAGAGAAACUCUUGGAAGCUGCUAAGGCGGCAACUUCAAGUACAUCUCGUACUAUCGAAACCACCAUUGCUACAUCCACGACUACCACUACGACUACAACCACGACACCAAAACCAACGACGCCAGGGGUGUGUACGAACGAAUGCGAUUUGGCAGCAACCAUCAAAUUGGUGGGAGGAGUAAAGUGGGCCCCUGAGUUGUUGGACAGAAAUACCAAGGAAUGGCAAGUACUUGCAAAUGAAGUCGAAACACAGCUGGACUACGUUUACAGUUCUUCGCCUCUUCUGAAUAAAUGGUACAAGAAAAUAAGGAUAGAUGGAUUCAGUGAAGGAAGUGUUCUCGUGGACUAUCUAGUAGAACUGAAUGACUUGGGCAGGAGAAUAGACACGCAAGAAAUGAAAAAAUUAUUCCAUGAAUCUUUAGAUGAUGCCAUGUUGAGCCUUGUAGGUUCCAACAGAGAAGGAAAGUCUCUUAAUGAAUCGUGGAAAUCGGAAGGAAAGUUACCACUAGGAAAUUUCAUCGUCGACCCCGAGUACACGGAUUUCUUAGUGUUACCGAAAACGUCUUACCCUACCGUUGGAUUUGCCGAAAACGACGUUCUUUUGCCGCAAUGGGCAAUAGCUGUGAUAGUAAUUGGUCUAGCUUCCCUUCUGUUCGUCAUCAUCUUUGGAGUAACAGUGUUGGUUAACCGUCAGAAGAACUCGAAAAAGAAGAAUCCCACACCGCUCACUGAAGAUAUGCUCAAUGAACUGAAUAAAAAUCACAUGGGAGGUUUAGAUAAUUAUGGAGCAGAUGAUCUUUAUAACAUGGACGACGCCUGGAAUGACCGGGAAUAUGAACAAAAACCACCAAAAAAGAGAUCCAAUGGUUCCCUUCACGACAACAGUAUGUCAAACCUUUACGACAGUUGGAGAUCCGAAUGGAACGGUUACUACUACAACGCCUACUAUGGUAAUAAUCCUGGAAGUAGUCACGGCGGUUACAACGGAAGGCGAAGAUCUGAUUACGAUACAAACUUCUAAAAAUAUCACAGGGUUUUAGUAUUUAGUGGCUGCCAAAAUGUAAGAAUAACUGGAUUGAUAGUUUUUCGUCGUUUCAGACUCAAAAAUAUUUAUCGAACAUAACUUGAACAUAACUUGAACAUAACUUUACUAGAACUCCUGUACGAAAGUCUUGACUUAAUUGAGUAAUUAUGAAUUGAACAGAAUUUAUUUAUUCUCAGUCUGCCACUGCUAGUAAGAAAUACUUCUUGGAAGCAACAGUUUCAAUUAUUUUAGAAACAGCGACCAUUUCUAUUGACAGAGAGAACAUGGGACUCGAUAUUGAAAUGAAUGUUUUCGAAAUUAAUAAUAAAUAAAAUAUAUGCCAUAUUA